GAGAAGUUCAGUCAUUUAGACUCCAUGUUGUUUGGACAUAGCAGAAGGAGGACAAGUGAAGGCUGAGUCAGGUUUGUUUUCCUCGUCUUUAUGUUAUACGGCUUGUAUGCACAACAUAUUUGCCUCAACACCCUCUGAAGUGCAUAAGAUGAGUGAUUGUGUGGAGGAAGGGGAGGAGAAAGCAGAGUCUGCAGUAUCCAGCUGUCUGUCUAUAAAGAGUGACCAGUCCAAGGAUCCUCCACCACAGUUCAGUAAUGAACCUGGACCCUCAGACACUCAAGGUCGGUACCACACCCAGAAAGCAGAGUCUGCAGUAUCCAGCUGUCUGUCUAUAAAGAGUGACCAGUCCAAGGAUCCUCCACCACAGUUCAGUAAUGAACCUGGACCCUCACACACAAAAAAGAAAAACAGAAUAAGUGUUUCUGUGGAGGAGCAGCCAUCCUGCUGUGCUUUGUGUCAGGACGUCCUGAAGGAUCCAGUCUCUACCAGCUGUGAACACUGGUUCUGCAGAUCGUGCAUCACCUCAUACUGGGACCAGUCUGCUUCACCAGGAGACUCCUCCUGUCCCCAGUGUGGAGAAAGAUCCAGAAAGAGAGCUGGACUGCAGACAGCCAGUCAGAGCAGCUCUGUGCAAACAGAUAGUGGUCUGCAGGAAGUUUUAGAUGCACAUAAGGUCAAUGUGAGGAGGAGAUGUGAACGUGUGACUGAAGGAAGUGAUGAAACAAGAAGUGGAACCCUCCUCAACAGGAUCUACACUGAGCUCUACAUCACAGAGGGACAGAGUGAAGAGGUUAAUACCCAACAUGAGGUGAGGCAGCUUGAGACUGCUUCAAAGAUGGAGACCCUCCAUGACACUCCAAUCAAGUGCCACGACAUCUUUAAAGCCUUACCUGACCAACAGAGACACAUCAGAGUGGUUCUGACCAACGGCGUCGCUGGCGUUGGAAAAACCUUCUCAGUGCAGAAGUUCACUCUGGACUGGGCAGAGGGCUUGGAAAACCAAGAUGUCAGUCUGCUGGUUCUGCUCUCAUUCAGGGAGCUAAACUUGAUCAAAUAUGAGCAGUACAGUCUUCUCACGCUGCUCCAUGUUUUCCAUCCAACAUUACAGAAGGUCCCAGCAGAGAAGCUCGCUGUCUGUAAACUGUUGUUCAUCUUUGACGGCCUGGAUGAAAGCAGACUUUCAUUGGAUUUCCACAACAAUGAGGUUGUGUCUGAUGUCACACAGAAGUCAUCAGUCAACUUGCUGCACAACCUCAUCAAGGGGAAUCUGCUUCCCUCGGCUCUCGUCUGGAUAACUUCCCGACCUGCAGCAGCCAAUCAGAUCCCUCCUUCAUGUGUUGACAGGUUAACAGAAGUACGAGGCUUCACUGACGCCCAGAAGGAGGAGUACUUCAGGAGGAGAGUCAGUGAUGAAGAGCUGUCCAGCAGAAUCAUCUCACACAUCAAGACCUCCAGGAGCCUCCACAUCAUGUGUCUAAUCCCAGUCUUCUGCUGGAUCACUGCUACAGUUCUGGAGCACAUGUUGACUACAGACCAGAGAGGAGAGCUGCCCAAGACCCUGACUGACCUGUACUCACACUUCCUGCUGGUUCAGACAAAGAGGAAGAAGCAGAAGUAUGAUGAGGGACAUGAGACGAGUCCACUGGAGCUGACGGAGGCUGACAGGAGGGUUCUUCUGAAGCUGGGGAGGCUGGCGUUUGAACAUCUGGAGAAAGGAAACAUCAUGUUCUACCAAGAAGACCUGGAUCAGUGUGGUCUUGAUGUCGCAGAGGCCUUGGUGUAUUCAGGUGUUUGUACAGAGAUCUUCAAAAGAGAGAGUGUGAUCUUCCAGAAAACAGUCUACUGCUUUGUUCAUCUGAGUGUUCAGGAGUUUCUGGCUGCAGUCUACAUGUUCCACUGUUACACCAACAGGAACACAGAGGUACUGGAGGACUUCCUAAAAGACUACAACUACAGGGAUACAAAACCAAAGUCUUUGCUCAAGAAUAUUUUUAAGUAUCUUCGAAACGAAGUUGGCCCAUCCCUGGAUGUCUUUCUGAUGGGAGCCAUGAUGAAAUCCCUUGAAACUAAAAAUGGCCAUCUUGACCUCUUUGUUCGCUUCCUUCAUGGCCUCUCUUUGGAGUCUAAUCAAAGACUCUUAGGAGGCCUGCUGGGUCAGACAGACAACAGUCCAGAAAUCAUCCAGAGAGUCAUAAGUAACUUAAAGGUGACGAACAGUGAUAAGAUCUCUCCUGACAGAAGCAUCAACAUCUUCCACUGUCUGAUGGAGAUAAACGACCACUCAGUACAUCAGGAGAUCCAAGAGUUCCUGAAGUCAGAGAACAGAUCAGAGAAGAAACUCUCUGAGAUCCACUGCUCAGCUCUGGCCUACAUGCUGCAGAUGUCAGAGGAGGUUCUGGAUGAGUUGGACCUGAUGAAGUACAACACAUCAGACCAGGGACGACAGAGACUGAUUCCAGCUGUGAGGAACUGCAGAAAGGCUAUAUUGAGUUCCUGCAGGUUGUCAGAGAUCAGCUGUGCUUCUGUGGCCUCAGCUCUGAAGUCCAACCCCUCCCAUCUGAGAGAGCUGCAGCUGAGUGGAAACAAGCUACAGGAUUCAGUAGUGAAGCUGUUGUGUGGUUUUCUGGAGAGUCCAGACUGUAGACUGGAGACUCUGAGAUUGCAGGGCUGCAGUUUGUCAGCGAUCAGCUGUGCUACUCUGGCCUCAGCUCUGAAGUCCAACCCCUACCAUCUGAGAGAGCUGGACCUGAGUGAAAACAAGCUGCAGGGUUCAGGAGUGAAGCUACUGUGUGGUUUUCUGGAGAGUCCACACUGUAGACUGGAGACUCUGAGAUUGAGUCGCUGCAGUUUGUCAGAGAUCAGCUGUGCUUCUCUGGCCUCAGCUCUGAAGUCCAACCCCUCCCAUCUGAGAGAGCUGGAUCUGGGAGGAAAUGAGCUGCAGGAUUCAGGAGUGAAGCUGCUGUGUGGUUUUCUGGAGAGUCCACACUGCAGACUGGAGACUCUGAGAUUGUGGCGCUGCAGUUUGUCAGAGAUCAGCUGUGCUACUCUGGCCUCAGUUCUGAAGUCCAACCCCUCCCUUCUGAGAGAGGUGGAUCUGAGUCUCAACAAGCUGCAGGAUUCAGGAGUGAAGCUGCUGUGUGAAUUUCUGGAGAGUCCACACUGUAGACUGGAGACUCUGAGUCUAAACGCUCCAACAUCGGCGGUCUCCUCCUUAGUCCGAAGCAGAACCCCUCUCCUCCGAAGCCUCAGACGUUGCUCCAGGAACCUCCCACGACGGUCGUCUCUGCCUCUGGUACCAGAUCUGGAUCUUUAUUCACCACUAAUGUUGUCUACAUACUAUCCCUAACCAACUAAAACCUCAACAUUUAACAUUCCCAAUCCCACUUCUGACACCAAAAUGUGUGGCCAGGCCAGGAAUGAAGAGGUCAAACACACAAUAAAUUUUAUGGGUUUUUAUUCCCUGACUGGACUGUAAAAUCGAGGAUUUUGAGGCAGUUGGAGGUUAUACAAAACACGGGAAUUACUCACUUAAUCACUUGUCAUUUACUUAUUGCAUCUGAUCAUAACUAUUUGAUUUAACAGUACACUAUAUUACCCAAAAACCAUACACUCUGGUAGACAACAAACAACAAGUCUAAAAAACAUCAAAGUCUAGAAAACAGGCCGGUCUAUACACUCCAAAAUCUAGACAACAGUAGUGGCGUUUUCUAAUUAGAGAAAAUAAAAAACAUAUACAUUCACUUAGCCACACAAUGCACAAGUUCAUAAAGUCAAGGUAAAAUACGUAAAUUUACCAGAAAACAUAAAAUACAUCCAAACAAAAAUACAAUUUGCCCAACCGUUUGUACAGAAACUCAGAAUUAAUACUUUAUGGAUGAAAUCAGUAACCGUCUUCUAAUGUGCAGUGUGCGCCCCUAGGACAUGCGCACGCGCACACACACACACCAGGAACUCCACAGUGUAUCUCCCCUCUAAGUCAGCAGAAAAGUACAAAAUACACAUUGUUUGUUUACAGCAUUAUUAUACACAUACAACACAUACACAUAAUGUGAUUUUGUUUGUAAAUACACGUUGUUGUCACUCACGCUGUUGCCGCUGGUCAGAGUCUCUGUCUUGACCCCCUAUCAAAGCCAUACCAGCACAAUGGGCUCCAGUUUGGAGCCCCUGCCUGUAAUGGCAUUUUUCCAUUACCAGUACCAGCUCAACUCGCCUCGACUCAACUUGACUCAGUUUGGCUGUCCUCCGUUUUCCAUUCCAGAGAUAGUACCCCUCAAUGUAGCUGG
Micropterus salmoides (largemouth bass) is the source of this 4283-nucleotide messenger RNA. Its product is annotated as NLR family CARD domain-containing protein 3-like. The record is from RefSeq and is a predicted model, not a curated record. Gene Ontology annotation, molecular function: protein binding. NCBI's taxonomy places the organism in Eukaryota, Metazoa, Chordata, Actinopteri, Centrarchiformes, Centrarchidae.